AUGCAUAUCGAACCACCCACUUUCUCAUUUCAGUCAUCAUCAUCGUCACCCAUAGUCAGAGCUGUUCGGAGUGUUCGAUUUGUAUCGUCUCUCUAUAGGAUCAGUAGGAUUCCUACCUUAUCCUCUAGACUUUCCGUCUCUAAUCCACUAUACCCUCGUUGUUCUUUGAUCGAUUCUCCAUCCAUUUGCAUCUCCUCUGCCUCUCGAUCUUGGACUCGCGAUCUUCACUUGCGAUCUAGAGCUCAGAUCAGAAAUUCCGCGAUCCAACGGAAUAUUUCGACCAUGGCUGCAGAGAAUCCUUUUGCGAGCAUCUUCACCAGCUUACCCAAGCCUGAAGGUGGAGAAUUUGGAAAAUAUUAUAGCUUACCUGCACUUAAUGAUCCAAGGAUUGAUAGUCUUCCAUUCUCAAUCAGGAUCCUGUUGGAAUCAGCCAUUCGGAACUGUGACAAUUUCCAAGUGACACAGAAAGAUGUUGAAAAGAUUAUUGAUUGGGAGAACACAUCUCCAAAGCAAGUUGAAAUUCCUUUCAAACCUGCUCGUGUUCUUCUACAGGAUUUCACUGGAGUUCCGGCUGUGGUCGAUCUUGCAAGUAUGCGGGAUGCUAUGAACAGCCUUGGCAGUGAUCCGAACAAAAUCAACCCUUUGGUUCCAGUUGAUCUGGUCAUUGAUCAUUCAGUUCAGGUUGAUGUUGCUAGAAGUGAGAAUGCAGUUCAGGCAAAUAUGGAGUUGGAAUUUCACAGAAACAAAGAAAGGUUUGGUUUUCUGAGAUGGGGUUCAACAGCAUUUAGAAACAUGCUGGUGGUUCCUCCUGGUUCUGGUAUUGUCCAUCAGGUUAACCUUGAAUACCUUGGUCGUGUUGUUUUCAACACAGAUGGAGUUCUUUACCCAGAUAGUGUGGUAGGGACAGAUUCUCACACAACCAUGAUUGACGGUUUAGGAGUUGCUGGUUGGGGUGUUGGAGGAAUAGAAGCUGAAGCUGUGAUGCUCGGCCAGCCAAUGAGCAUGGUAUUGCCUGGUGUUGUUGGGUUCCAAUUAUCUGGGAAAUUGCGUAGUGGUGUCACAGCAACUGAUUUAGUCCUGACAGUUACACAAAUUCUAAGGAAACAUGGUGUUGUUGGCAAGUUUGUUGAGUUUUAUGGUGAGGGUAUGGGCGAAUUAUCGUUAGCUGAUAGGGCAACUAUUGCAAACAUGUCACCUGAGUAUGGAGCAACUAUGGGUUUCUUCCCUGUGGAUCAUGUAACAUUACAAUAUCUCAAGUUAACUGGAAGAAGUGAUGAAACUGUGGCAAGGAUUGAAGCUUAUUUGCGUGCAAACAAAAUGUUUGUUGAUUACAAUGAGCCUCAACAAAAAAGAGUGUACUCGUCAUAUUUGGAGCUUAAUCUAGCAGAGGUUGAGCCAUGUAUGUCUGGACCUAAGAGACCCCAUGACCGAGUUCCCUUGAAAGACAUGAAAGCUGACUGGCAUUCAUGCGUUGCGAGUAAAGUUGGUUUCAAGGGAUUUGGUGUUCCAAUUGAAGAACGACCUAAGGUUGCAAAUUUCUCAUUCCAUGGGCAGCCUGCUGAGCUUAAGCAUGGUAGCGUGGUAAUAGCUGCCAUUACAAGUUGCACAAACACUUCGAAUCCUAGUGUCAUGCUUGGUGCUGCCCUUGUUGCAAAGAAAGCCUGUGAUCUAGGCUUGGAGGUUAAGCCAUGGACAAAGACAAGUCUUGCUCCAGGUUCUGGUGUUGUUACUAAAUACCUGCUUCAGAGUGGACUACAAAAGUACUUGAAUCAACUGGGCUUUAAUAUUGUUGGCUAUGGCUGCACAACUUGCAUUGGCAAUUCAGGAGAUCUUGAUGAAUCAGUGUCAUCUGCUAUUACAGACAAUGAUAUUAUUGCUGCCGCCGUGCUUUCUGGAAACAGAAAUUUCGAAGGCCGUGUUCAUCCCCUAACAAGGGCCAACUAUCUUGCUUCCCCUCCAUUAGUUGUGGCUUAUGCACUAGCUGGAACGGUAGAUAUUGAUUUUGAGAAGGAGCCCAUCGGAACAGGAAAAGAUGGUAACAGUGUAUACUUCAGAGACAUCUGGCCUAGCACUGAAGAAAUUGCCGAGGUUGUUCAAUCAAGUGUGCUACCUGAUAUGUUCAAGAGUACCUAUGAAGCAAUCACCAAUGGUAACGCUAUGUGGAAUUCACUCUCGGUCCCUUCUUCGAGUCUGUAUGAAUGGGAUUCAAAAUCGACUUACAUUCACGAUCCUCCGUAUUUCAAGGGCAUGACUGUCGACCCACCUGGUCCGAAUGGAGUCAAAGAUGCUUACUGCUUGCUUAACUUUGGUGACAGCAUCACAACCGAUCAUAUUUCUCCAGCAGGAAGUAUUCAUAAGGAUAGCCCUGCUGCUAAGUACCUUCUUGAACGUGGGGUUGAUCGCAAAGACUUCAAUUCCUAUGGAAGCCGAAGAGGAAAUGACGAAGUUAUGGCUAGGGGUACCUUUGCUAACAUUCGCAUUGUUAAUAAGUUAUUGAACGGAGAAGUUGGUCCUAAGACAGUCCACAUUCCAACUGGAGAGAAGCUUUAUGUUUAUGAUGCAGCAAUGAGGUACAAGGCUGCUGGACAAGGCACUGUUGUGUUGGCUGGAGCAGAAUAUGGAAGUGGAAGCUCAAGAGAUUGGGCUGCCAAAGGUCCAAUGUUGUUGGGAGUGAAAGCGGUGAUUGCAAAGAGUUUUGAGAGAAUUCAUCGCAGUAAUCUGGUUGGAAUGGGUGUUAUUCCUCUUUGUUUCAAAUCUGGUGAGGAUGCAGAUACAUUGGGCUUAACUGGUCAUGAGCGUUAUAGCAUAGAGCUUCCAAGUAAAGCCAGUGAAAUUAGGCCUGGCCAGGAUGUUACUGUCACUACUGACAAUGGAAAAUCAUUCACAUGCAUCCUUCGCUUUGAUACCGAGGUGGAAUUGGUGUACUUUGAUCAUGGAGGCAUCCUUCCAUAUGUCAUAAGGAAUCUCAGCAAGCAGUAAAAGUAUCUUUUUCAUCAUCUUUUUCUUUUAACUUCCAGUUCAAUGUCUUUAACAUCUGAUUUUGAUUGACAAGAGAUGAUGAAAAGAUGAACCAACCCCAACUUCCCUUUUAAAAAGAACUGAAAAGAACAGAGCUCUGAACUUUCCUGUUUAAUUUUUCUUUUUUUACUUGUUGCUUGUUGUUUGAUGGGGAAAUAAUUUACCAUGUUCUAUAUGCUUCAAAGUGUUCGGUCUUGUUUUUAUUUGA
Impatiens glandulifera is the source of this 3226-nucleotide messenger RNA. Its product is annotated as aconitate hydratase, cytoplasmic-like. NCBI's taxonomy places the organism in Eukaryota, Viridiplantae, Streptophyta, Magnoliopsida, Ericales, Balsaminaceae. Gene Ontology annotation, biological process: citrate metabolic process; tricarboxylic acid cycle. The transcript is spliced from 20 exons. Bases 1 to 2979 code for a protein of 992 amino acids. Gene Ontology annotation, cellular component: cytosol; mitochondrion. The record is from RefSeq and is a predicted model, not a curated record. Gene Ontology annotation, molecular function: 4 iron, 4 sulfur cluster binding; aconitate hydratase activity.